AUGUCUGAGCAGCCACAAAUAAACCUUGAUGAGUUCAAUACCAUCACUGAGGGACAAGGCACAAUUUUGUUUCCUAAGAAAGAAAAUGUGUUUUAUAACCCUAUUCAACAGUUCAACCGUGAUCUCAGUGUUCUUGCCAUCAGAUCGUGGAGUGAAAUGUAUUUGAAAGAUGUCAAAGUUAAGAAUAGAAAGAAGCGCAAGAGUAGCGAAAUUGACCAAACAAAUGAAGUCAACAAAACAAACGAUGAUACCAAAAACAAGGAAGAAGUGACUCGUGAAAGCAACAAUGAAAAAUACGAAAUUAGCACAUUCAAGCCAAAAAUUAACAUCAUUGAAGCUCUCUCUGCCACCGGUCUUCGUGCUAUCCGUUAUGCCAAAGAAAUCCCAAACAUUGGAACGGUAUUGGCAAAUGAUUUACUUCCAGCAGCGGUCGAAAAUAUCGAUCGUAACAUCCUUCAUAAUGAGGUUGGUGUCUCAGUGAAGUCAGUAUGUGGUGAUGCCAAUGCCACAAUGCAUGCCCAUGCCAGUCAACAUUUUCAGGUGGUGGACCUUGACCCUUACGGAACUGCUGCCCCAUUCAUUGACGCGGCAGUACAGUCUAUAGAUGAUGGCGGGCUUUUGCUCGUCACUUGUACUGACUUAUCAGUACUUGCGGGCCAAGGGUAUCCAGAGAAGUGUUUUGCUUUAUAUGGGGGAACAAACCUUCGAAGUGAUGCUACACACGAAUCGGCAUUGAGAUUGGUGAUCUCCAUGGUUGCCUCUUCUGCUGCGAAAUAUAGAAAAUCAGUGGAGCCUUUACUUUCCUUGUCUAUUGAUUUUUAUGUUAGAGUAUUCAUCAGAAUCAAGACUUCCCCAAUUGAGGUGAAAAAUUUGGCAAAUAACACAAUGACUUGUUACUUAUGCAGCGGCUGUGGGGCAUAUACCACCCAACGUUUAGGUAGAGCAGUGCCUAAGGAAGAUAAACCCCAAGUGGUGAAAUACUCUUGGUCACAAGGACCUCCAGUGGAUCGUCAUUGUGAAUACUGUUCUCGUAUUCAUCAUGUUUGUGGACCAAUGUGGGCUGGCGACUUACACAAUGCUGAAUUCUGUGAUAAAAUUUUACAAUUGAACGAAGAGGUAAAAGAAUCAGAAGUAUACAAGACCCAUGAACGUAUCAAGGGAAUGGUGACUUUGGCCAAGAAUGAAUUAGAUGGAUCUGCGCCAUUUUAUUUCUCACCAUCAAGAGUAUCUAGUAUUAUCAAGAUCCCUUGUCCUUCAAUUACCAAUAUUGUUGCAGGGAUUGGUAACGCUGGUUAUAAGGCUUCUUUGACACAUGCUGCUCACGGGGCCAUCAAGACAGAUGCUCCUUGGGACGUUAUUUGGAAAAUAUUUAAGGAUCAUGUUAAAGAAAAAGGUUUAGUGACAGAGGAGACAUUAGCGAAAAUGAACCAGAAUACUGUCGGAUACAAGCUUUUGACCAAUGAUAAAAUCAAACCAGACUUGGAAGUGAAGUUUGACAAGAAUUCAGUAGUGGAAGGGAUCGAAAAGUUGAGAAAGGUGAAGAUUGUCAGAUACCAAAUGAACCCAACCAAAAAUUGGGGUCCAAAAGCGAAGCCACAAUGA
Saccharomycopsis crataegensis is the source of this 1602-nucleotide messenger RNA. RefSeq names its product tRNA (guanine26-N2)-dimethyltransferase (gene TRM1). Gene Ontology annotation, biological process: tRNA N2-guanine methylation. NCBI's taxonomy places the organism in Eukaryota, Fungi, Ascomycota, Saccharomycetes, Ascoideales, Saccharomycopsidaceae. Gene Ontology annotation, cellular component: nucleus. Gene Ontology annotation, molecular function: tRNA (guanine(10)-N2)-methyltransferase activity; RNA binding. The record is from RefSeq and is a predicted model, not a curated record. Bases 1 to 1602 code for a protein of 533 amino acids. The transcript has a single exon.